This is a messenger RNA of Naegleria lovaniensis, 771 nucleotides long. RefSeq lists its product as uncharacterized. NCBI's taxonomy places the organism in Eukaryota, Heterolobosea, Eutetramitea, Acrasida, Naegleriidae. The coding region runs from base 1 to 771 and encodes 256 amino acids. The transcript is spliced from 2 exons. The record is from RefSeq and is a predicted model, not a curated record.
AUGAAGUCCAUUCUUUCUGUCUCUCGCAAGCUUUCCAGCAGAAUUUCAUCAAACAGCUUGAUUGGUACAACCAAUUUUGUUUCAUCACGAUGCUACUCGGAUCUUCCUGAAAAGCUUCCAACUCCACCAGGUAUACAGAUCUCUGAUGCACAAAAAGUCAGAAAUCGCUUCAUCGAACAUCGAGCAAAUAAUUUAGAAAAUUAUUUGGGAGUCGUUAAUUUAGUCCCCGAUGUUGCUCACGUUCACGAACGUCAUCUUGUUAAUGAUUGGAUUGGUCCAAAUGUCCCAAAACAACUUUCGUUAGCAGGAAAGGAUUUAUAUGCUAGAGUGUCUCCUAUUAUUGAUUUUAUUAGAACAGUCGGAUGGGAUGCCAUGAGUUCUCAUGAAAUUGAUUUUAUUGAAGAGUGGGAAGCUUGUGCUAAACAAUACAAGAAUGAUGCCGCACAAUACACCGAUGCUGAUAAGGCUGUUCUUGUUCCAAUGAUGGAGAGAGCCUCUCUGUUAUGGAGUGUUGCUCUCCAUGCUGAAAACCUUUGCAGCAUUCUUUCAAACUUGAACAACAAGUACAGAAAUACCUACACUUAUCCUGAUGCUGACAAAGAUUUACUUUUAGAUAUUACUGCUGAAUAUGUGGAAUUGCGAGACAAGUAUUGGGAUGACCGUGAAAUCCGAGACAAGUUGGCCAGUUCCAUCUUCCAACGUUUGACCUUGGUUAAACAAAAGAUUGUUUUGCCAGAACUUACUCUCAAAUUCCCAAAGCUCUUUGUCUAA